This is a messenger RNA of Miscanthus lutarioriparius, 1038 nucleotides long. Lineage: Eukaryota; Viridiplantae; Streptophyta; Magnoliopsida; Poales; Poaceae. The record is from the annotation of a GenBank genome assembly.
AUGGCUGCCUCUUGGUCUCCAGAGGCAGAGACCCAAAAGCUUCCUCACAUUGCCAUCUUCCCGUUCCUUGCCAAAGGCCACACCAUCCCGCUCAUCCACCUCGCCCACUACCUCCACCGCUACGGCCUCGCCACCGUCACCUUCUUUACCACCGCCGGCAACGCUGGCUUCAUCCGGGAGGGGCUGUCUGGCGCGGACGCGGCCAUCGUCGAGCUCACCUUCCCAACCGACGUCCCAGGCAUCCCACCGGGCGUCGAGAGCGCCGAGGGACUCACGUCCCUGGCCUCCUUCGUCGUCUUCGCCGACGCCACGUUCCUGCUCCUGCCACAGCUCGACGCCUCCCUCGCUGAGAUGCAGCCGCCCGCGAGCCUGCUCGUCACCGACCCGUUCAUGCACUGGACGAAAGCGCCGGCGGCGAGGCUCGGCGUCCCGAAGGUGUCGUUCUUCGGCAUCUCGGCCUUCGCGCAAGUCAUGCGGGAGCUCACCUUCGAAGACUUCAUGGCGCCCUUCGGCGACCCUGCGUCCAUAGCGCCCAUGUUGGAGCUCGACGCAUGUUGGGCCCAAGGCCUGGCCCAUCGGGCCACUCUGCCUAGCCCAACCAACAUCAGCCAGGCCCAAGGAUGGAUUGAGCUAGUGCCCACUUGGAUGGAGUGGCUUGAUGACAAGGCGGCGGCUGGUAGAGCCGUCCUGUAUGUCGCUCUGGGGACACUAGCUGCCAUCCCAGAGUCACAGUUGAAGGAGGUCGCGAAUGGGCUAGAGCGGGCUGAGGUGGACUUUAUAUGGGCUGUUAGGCCCGAAAACAUUGACCUCGGUUUGGGUUUUGAAGAGCGUACAAAGGAGAGAGGUUUGGUGGUGAGAGAGUGGGUGGAUCAGUUGGAGAUUCUAAACCAUAGCAGUGUACAAGGGUUCUUGAGCCAUUGUGGGUGGAACUCGAUACUCGAGAGUGUGACAGCCGGUGUGCCAUUAGCGGUUUGGCCUAUGCAUGCUGAUCAACCUUUCAAUUCAAGGUUCUUAGUCGAUGAGUCAAGAUCGCUGUAA